Coniophora puteana RWD-64-598 SS2 is the source of this 738-nucleotide messenger RNA. RefSeq lists its product as uncharacterized. Gene Ontology annotation, molecular function: glutamic-type endopeptidase activity. Lineage: Eukaryota; Fungi; Basidiomycota; Agaricomycetes; Boletales; Coniophoraceae. The record is from RefSeq and is a predicted model, not a curated record. The transcript has 3 exons. Gene Ontology annotation, biological process: proteolysis. Bases 1 to 738 code for a protein of 245 amino acids.
AUGUCCAAGUUCGCCGUCCUCACCAGCAUUCUCCUCGCUUCUGUAGCUCUCGCCCGCCCUUCGUCCCGCAUGGGAGACCGCCUCGCUCGCCGUCGCGAAGGCCGUCAGUCGCAGCCUUCUCAACGCAUCUUGAACACUGAGUACAGCGAGAACUGGGCUGGUGCCGUCUACGCUGAGAGCUCGGGCACGUACACCGCCGUGACUGGUACAUUCACCGUCCCCACGCCCUCAGGCGAGGGUGCCGCAUCCGCCUGGGUCGGUAUCGACGGUGAUACGUGCUCGAACGCCAUCCUCCAGACCGGUGUCGACUUCACCGUCUCUGACGGCGAUGUCUCCUACGAUGCUUGGUACGAGUGGUACCCCGACUACGCCUACGAUUUCUCCGGCAUCUCCUUCUCCUCUGGGGACGUCGUCAAGCUCACCGUCACCGCCUCCUCGACCACGUCUGGCACGGCUGUGAUCGAGAACACGACGACUGGAAAGACUGUCACCAAGGAGAUCACCUCUUCUUCCGCACUUUGCCAGGAGAACGCGGAGUGGAUCGUGGAGGACUUCGAGGAGGGCAACUCGCUCGUCGAGUUCGCCGACUUCGGUACGGUCACGUUCACGGACGCGUCCGCGACCACCUCCAGCGGCACUGUAUCGCCCUCGGGUGCGACUGCCAUUGACAUUGAGCAGAACGGCAAGGUGUUGACCUCGGUCAGCAUUGGAAGCGAUGUCACUAUCAAGUACGUCUAA